This is a messenger RNA of Parnassius apollo (apollo), 249 nucleotides long. The record is from the annotation of a GenBank genome assembly. NCBI's taxonomy places the organism in Eukaryota, Metazoa, Arthropoda, Insecta, Lepidoptera, Papilionidae.
AUGAUGUGUAUUAGCAUAGGGAUUAAAACGAAAUCAAUAAUUUACGUGGACAAAUCAAGACUCAGUGAUAAGACCCUGCUAUCAUUUACUUUAGUCGAUAACCAUAUAUUUACCUAUAUAAGAGGAGCCCUUAUCAAUUGUGAUUUGUUGAAUAAUACACCUAUCAGACAUUAUGAAGUUACUAUUAGCGAUUGCCUCUCUAUCGGUGGUUUCGGCUUUGCCGAAACCCAACAUUCCCGGUCUUAUUGA